Molecule: messenger RNA, 2095 nt
Organism: Telopea speciosissima
Lineage: Eukaryota; Viridiplantae; Streptophyta; Magnoliopsida; Proteales; Proteaceae
Product: fatty acid amide hydrolase-like
Exons: 21
Coding region: 57-1880 (607 amino acids)
Biological process (GO): N-acylethanolamine metabolic process
Cellular component (GO): membrane
Molecular function (GO): N-(long-chain-acyl)ethanolamine deacylase activity
Source: RefSeq, a predicted model, not a curated record
CCCAACAACUGUGAAUCAGCUCUGUUACUUGCUUUCCCUGUUUUCAUAUCAAAAGAAUGGGCAAGAAGCGAGUGAUGUUGCCGGUGGAGGAAGUUGACUUGACGGCAGUCAAGUAUGAACAUGAAGCCAUACAAGCUCCUCAUUUAACAGGGUUUGCAUUGAAGUUGUUCGUUUGGUUGCUUGAAGCUCCACUUGUAGGGUCUUUAAUCCUGUCUUUAUUGAAGAAGCAGAACAGAACGGAUGAGGAGUUGCGGAGGACUGUGAUUCCAGAAAAACCCAUGUUUAAACCUGAGUUCCCACCUCAAGAAAAGGAACCUGGUAUAAUUGUCAUGGAAGAAGAUAGCGGCGCUGGUGAUCGUGUUGAAUUAGCUUUGAAGUGCCUUCCUCCUUAUGAUCCUGCUCUUCACUGGUCUGGCGACUCUUUUCCAUUUUUGUACUGGAAGAUCCGUGAUUAUGCACAUGCUUAUCGAUCUGGACAUGUAACUCCAUUAAUGGUUGCAGAGAAAAUUAUCCCAGUCAUGGAGGAGUUCAACAAGAGGAAGCCUCCGAUGCCAUUCUUGAUCAGCUUUAAUGCCGAGGAACUGAGGACACAAGCUGCCGCUUCUACACAGAGGUUUGAGGAAGGAGAACCACUUUCUAUUUUGGAUGGCAUUUUCAUGGCAAUCAAGGAUGAUAUCGACUGUUACCCUUAUCCAACUAAGGGUGCAACAACAUGGUAUCAUGAGGUCCGUCCUGUUAAAGAAGAUGCAGUUUGUGUUUCAAAAUUGAGGAGCUGUGGUGUAAUUUUUAUAGGGAAGGCAAAUAUGCAUGAGUUGGGCUUUGGGACUACUGGAAACAAUCCAAAUUAUGGAACAACGAGGAACCCUCAUGCACUAGAUAGAUAUACUGGCGGAUCUUCUUCUGGCUCAGCAGCAAUUGUAGCUUCUGGACUAUGUUCAGCUGCACUAGGAACAGAUGCUGGAGGUUCAGUUCGAAUUCCUUCUUCACUUUGUGGUGUAGUGGGCUUGAAAACAACAUAUGGGCGGACUAACAUGAAAGGAUCACUCUGUGAUUGUGGGACUGUGGAAAUCAUUGGACCAAUUGCAUCCACAGUUGAGGAUGUCAUGCUUGUGUAUGCAGCAAUAUUGGGCUCCUCUCUUGCUGAUAGAAUCAGUUUGAAUCCGUCCCCCCCUUGUUUGCCAAAUUUGACAUCACAUGAAAGUUCAAAUGCUUUAAGAUUACUACGACUCGGAAAGUAUACAGAGUGGUUUAAUGAUGUGUACUCAACUGAUAUUUCUGAUAAGUGUGAGGAAGUUCUUAAUCUGCUUUCACGAACUCAUGGAUGUGAAACUAUAGAGAUUACAAUACCGGAGCUGCAUGAGAUGCAAACUGCCCAAGUUGUUUCAUUUGGUUCUGAAUCACUAUGCACAUUAAAUCCCGAUUGUGAAGAUGGGAAAGAUGCUCAAUUGGCACUUGAUACUCGCACUAAUUUGGCACUUUUUCGGUCCUUAUCUGCAUCAGAUUAUGUCGCUUCCCAGCGUAUUAGGAGAAGGAUCAUGUACUAUCAUAUGGAGAUUUUCAAGAAGGUUGAUAUCAUAAUAACCCCAACAACAGGCAUCACAGCGCCUGUAAUACCUCCAAGCUCUCUCAACCUAGGGGAGUCAAAUUUACAGGUUACAGGAUAUCUCAUGCAGUUUGUAGUAUCAGCCAAUCUUCUUGGACUCCCUGCCAUAUCUGUCCCUAUCGGUCAUGACAAACAAGGUCUUCCAAUUGGCUUGCAACUGAUAGGCCGUCCAUGGGCUGAAGCUUCAAUCUUGCGUUUAGCUUCCGCUGUGGAGGAACUCUGUGCAGAUUCUAGGAAGAGGCCUUCGACCUUUUAUGACGUCCUGAAGGGGAAUUAGAGCGUUGUAGAACAUUACUGUGUUGUCUGACAGAAUCAUUAUAAGAAUCUACCCCUUCUCCAUAGGGUGCACAAAAGCACUUGUAUUUUUUGAUGUUUGUUCUUAUGAAUGCCUGGUGGACUAUAUUCCCUGCUGUGCUCCAAAAUAAUCUGUUUUCCAUUGAAAAUUCCAGGAUAUGCCCAGUAGAAAUUCAAUGAUUCAUCCACUUUGAGUUU